Molecule: messenger RNA, 6546 nt
Organism: Hypomesus transpacificus
Lineage: Eukaryota; Metazoa; Chordata; Actinopteri; Osmeriformes; Osmeridae
Product: afadin-like
Biological process (GO): regulation of protein localization
Cellular component (GO): adherens junction
Molecular function (GO): cell adhesion molecule binding
Source: RefSeq, a predicted model, not a curated record
UGUGUGUGUUUGUUUGAGUCUUCGGGGCGGGGGAAUGAAGGGGUGCUGCCUUUUCUCCUUGCUGCAUUUUUCACCCUCUGCUAUGUGUGUGUGUGUGUGUGAUCUCCUCUCCUGCCUUCCUCUGGCAUGGUGUGUGUGUGUGUGUGUGUGUCCUCUGCGGCCUCUUCUGCAUGUGUGCUUACCCACCUAGGGAGAGGGAAUCACUAUGCCUACUACGCCUAUCGGCACCACGAAGAUGGGUCGGACUCCAGGGACAAACCAAAGCUGUACCGUCUGCAGCACAGCCUCACGGAGGUGGGCUCAGACCACACAGAGGACGGCUCCAUACAGUUGUUUGGUCCAGGCAUCCUCCCCGACCACUGUCACCUGAUGCACAGCGAGGGCCUGGUCACCGUGACGCCCCACAGCCUGGAGGCGGAGACGUACGUGGACGGGCAGCGCGUGGCCGACACCACCGUGCUGCGCAGCGGCGCCACGCUGCAGUUUGGCUCCGGCCACGUCUUCAAGUUCGUGGACCCCAGCUACGACCCGGGGGCCAAGAGGGAGCCGGGGGCCAUGAUGAGGGGCCGCCACAAGUCUGGAAGUGUUCCUGAGACAACCUUCGAUUCUCAGGGGGACAUCCACAGUGGCACUGCCCUCCCCAUCAGCAAGAGCUCUGGGAAGCUGGAGAUGGAGCGCACCAAUGGCAGUGAGAGGGGCAUGGUCAAACCCAUGAUCAGAGAGCAGCAGGAUGGCAGGUCGCAGGACAGCCUGGGUCCAGAACUGACGCUGCCUGCCAGUAUAGAGUUCAGGGACAACUCGGAGGAUGCCUUCCUGUCGGCCAUCAUCAACUACACCAACAGCUCCACGGUGCACUUCAAGCUGUCCCCCACCUACGUGCUGUACAUGACCUGUCGCUUCGUGCUGUCCUCGCAGCACCGGCCCGACCUCAGCCCGGCCGAGAGGGCGCACAAGGUCAUUGCCAUCGUCAACAAGAUGGUGAGCAUGAUGGAAGGAGUCAUUCAGGAGAUACCUGAAGGUGACCAGAAGCAGAAGAACAUUGCGGGGGCCCUGGCCUUCUGGAUGGCCAACGCCUCGGAGCUGCUCAACUUCGUCAAGCAGGACAAGGACCUGAGCCGCGUCACGCUGGACGCCCAGGACGUCCUGGCGCACCUCGUACAGAUGGCCUUCAAGUACCUGGUCCACUGUCUCCAGGCUGACCUCAACAACUACAUGCCUGCCUUCCUAGAUGACCCCGAGGAGCAGAACCCACAGAGACCCAAAAUAGAGGACGUGCUCCACACCCUGACGGGCGCCAUGUCGCUGCUGGCCGCUGCCCGCGUCAACGCGGCCCUCACCAUCCAGCUGUUCUCGCAGCUCUUCCACUUUGUCAACAUGUGGCUGUUCAUCAAGCUGGUGACGGAGGCCGAGUCGGGCCUGUGCUCGCACUACUGGGGCGCCAUCCUGCGGCAGCAGCUGAGCCACAUCGAGGCCUGGGCCGAGAAGCAGGGCCUGGAGCUGGCGGCGGACUGCCACCUCAGCCGCAUCGUGCAGGCAACCACCCUGCUGACCAUGGAUAAGUACUCCAUGCAGGACGUGCAGAACACCAAUACCUGCUUCAAGCUCAACUCACUGCAGCUCCAAGCCCUCAUGACCAACUACCACUGUGCUCCUGACGAGCCCUACAUACCCCCGGAGCUGAUCGACCACGUGGUGGCGGUGGCGGAGAACACGGCAGAUGAGCUGGCGCGCAGCGACGGGCGGGAGGUGCAGCUGGAGGAGGACCCCGACCUGCAACUGCCCUUUCUUCUGCCCGAGGACGGCUACUCCUGCGACGUGGUGCGCCACGUCCCCAACGGCUUCCAGUUCCUGGACCCGCUCUGCCAGAGAGGCUUCUGUCGCCUGACUCCCCACCCUCGUUCCCCCGGCACUUGGACUGUGUACUUUGAGGGAGCCGACUGUGACAGCCACUUCUCAGCCGACAACUCUGACAUGGCCAUGAGGAAGGAGCCGGAGGUGGUGACCGUCACCCUGAAGAAGCACAACGGCAUGGGCCUGAGCAUCGUGGCGGCCAAGGGUGCCGGCCAGGAGAAGCUGGGGAUCUACAUCAAGUCCGUGGUGAAGGGUGGAGCAGCCGACAUGGACGGCCGUCUGGCAGCAGGGGACCAGCUCCUUAGUGUGGAUGGGAGGAGCCUCGUUGGACUCUCACAGGAGAGGGCGGCAGAGCUGAUGACGAGGACAGGCUCGGUGGUGACUCUGGAGGUCGCCAAGCAGGGUGCCAUCUACCACGGCCUGGCCACGCUGCUCAACCAGCCCUCGCCUAUGAUGCCCAGGGCCUCGGACCGAGGUCGUGACAAGAACGGGAAGUUGAGACCAAAGAGCGAGGGCUUCGAGCUCUACAACAACUCUGUCCAGAACGGCUCCCCUGAGAGCCCCCAGGCGGGCUGGGACUCCUACCCUGAACCAAAGAAGACCAACGAGGAGAGGCUGCUGAAGAACCGGGUGGACCACCGCUCCAGCCCCAACGUUGCAAAUCAGAGCCAGAGUCCUGCUGGCAAGGCUGUGUACCCCGGCGGCCCCGGGACCAAGAUCACCUCCGUCUCCACCGGCAACCUCUGUGCCGAUGAUGAGCCCUCCCCCCCUCGCGCAGAGGCCUACCCCAUCCCCACCCAGACCUACCCCAGGGAGUACUUCACCAUCCCAGCCUCCAAGAGCCAGGACCGCGUGGGGCCCGGGCCAGGCCAGCACUGGCACGGCCCCGACGACAGGGGCCACCCGGCGGCCAUGGAGGAGCACCUCAACAACAGCAUGGCCAUGCAGCGAGUGGCCCAGUCUCAGGAGGACCUGCAGGGGGGAGGCUACCCCCCUCCAGGGGGGCUGAGGCCGGAGGACCUGGUGCACCUGCAGCACCACAGGGAGGCGGAGUUCCAGAGAGAGGCGGAGUUCCAGAGGGAGGCAGAGUUCCAGAGGGAGGCGGAGUUCCAGCGGGAGGCAGAGAUUCAGCGGGAGGCGGAGUUCCAGAGAGAGGCUGAGUUCCAGCGAGGGGGCGGCGACCACUGGGGGAACCACGGCAACCACGGUCAGGUGUCGUCGUCAGUGGAGUCGUCCACCUCCAGCCAGGAGCACCUUAACUACUCCUCCUCCUCCAAGACCUCCGGCAACCACAAGAGUGGCCCCGGCCGCUGGAAGACCCCCAACGCCCCACACCCCGGACCCGCCGCCCCCCAGCCCUCUCGCUCCGACCUGCCCCCUCCCCCGCCGCCUCCGCCCCCCGUCCACUACCCGGACUUCGAGGCCCAGCCCGACCUCCCCCCGCCCCCGCCUCCAUCCGCCGGCCCCUCCCAGGCGGCCCUGGCGGCCGAGCGCAGGAAGCGGGAGGAGCAGCAGCGCUGGUACGAGAAGGAGAAGGCCCGGCUGGAGGACGAGAGGGAGAGGAAGAGGAGGGAGCAGGAGAGGAAGCUGGGCCAGAUCCGCAACCCCGCCGUGCCCCUGAACAACAACGUUGCCGCCAGCCAGCCCCCGCCGCAGCACCAAGCCCCGCCUCCCUCCAUGCCACAGGCCUACCUACCCCCCCAGCCCCAGCCGUACCUGCCUCCCCAGCCCCAGCCCUACCUCCCCCCGCAGCCCCCCAGGCCGGCGGAAAAAGUAUCCAGCCUGCCCCGCACGGCCGUGGCUCCCGGCCCCCCCCAGGACACAGUGAUCAGGGAGCUCCUCCCCCAGCAGCAGCCUCGCACCAUUGAGAGACGAGACCUCCAGUACAUCACCAUCAGCAAGGAGGAGCUGUCGUCCAGCGACAGCCUGUCACCUGACCCCUGGAAGAGAGACGCCAGGGAGAAGCUGGAGAAACAACAGCAACUCCACAUAGUAGACCUGCUGGACAAGGAGAUCCAGGAUCUGCAGGCCAAGCCGGAGCGCACGGCGGAGGAGAGCGACCGCCUGAGGAAGCUGAUGCUGGAGUGGCAGUUCCAGAAGCGCCUGCAGGAGUCCAAGCAGAGCGACGAGGACGAGGAGGAGGAGGACGACGAGGACGUGGACACCAUGAUGAUCAUGCAGAGGCUGGAGGCUGAGAAGAGGGCACGGUUGCAGGACGAGGAGCGGCGGCGUAAGCAGCAGCUGGAGGAGCUGCGUCAGCGCGAGGCCGAGGAGCGCUCCAAGCAGGAGGAGGAGAGGAGGUGGAGGGAGGAGGAGAGGGUCAGACGGGAGACGGACGAGAAGAGGAGGCAGGAGGAGGAGUAUUACACCCGCCUGGAGGCGGGGCGUCGGAGACAGCACGAGGAGGCGGACCGCCGGCUGCUGACGCCAGACGAGCCGGGUCUGUACCGGCCACCCCUCCCCCAGGACUACCAGCUCCCCUCCCCCGCCUCCCCCACUAACACCCCCCUGUCCCAGCCCCCGCCGCCCCCGCCCCAGAGGAACACCUCCUACCUCAAAACGCAGGUGGUCUCCCCCGACACCCUGUACACCGCCAAGUUUGUCUCCUACGGGGGCGAAGAAGAAGAAGAGGAGGAGGAAGAUUCCGCAACGGGGGUUGCCGCGGGGAUGGGCCUAGCAGGUCAGGUUAAGAUGGCUGCCACCAGGAAGUCAUACGGCGACCUCCCGCCCGCUCGCAAGCCGCCGCCCACUGCGCGCAAGCCCCGCCCACUCUCGGACGGGAUCUUCCUGUCCAGCUCGUUCAAUGCCAACAGUACUGGCCACACCCCCCCUAUCCCCGCCAAACCCGGCUACGACCCCAAAGGAUUUAACUCAUACACUGGAAACCCAGCAGGAGUUGUAGGAGCGGGAGAGCUCUACAAAGACCCGCGGGAGAAAUGGACGAAAAGUGGUCAGGAGCAGGAGAACGCUAACCCUGGCGGAGCGCCAGAGAGCCUGACCUUUAAGGAGCGCCAGCGGCUCUUCUCCCAGGGCAAGGAGAUCUCCAACAAGGUCAAGGCUUCACGCAAACUUAUGGAGCUGGAGAACGAGCUCAACACCAAACAGUAGAGACCAGACCCCUUCCGGAGGAAGAGCCAGAGGGCCCAGAAACCCUCCAUCACCUUCCCUCUCCCCUUCCCGAGUGACUGGAUGGACAAACCCGACGUUCUUCUCCACUAACCGGUCUCAUCUGUGCGUGUGCAUUCUUUUUUUUAUAUUCUUGAAUAACUGGACCCUUUACAUACAAUUUUGAUGUAUCGUGGCAAUAGGAGAGACGUCUAUGGCUUAAAUUUUCCCUCUUUAAACUAUCAAAGAUAUAUUAUGAUGAAGCACUGUAAAAAUGUUUUAAUUUCUUCUAGUGAAACACAUUUGACAUUACAAUGAAGGGGGAUAUAUUUUUGUUUGUAAAAUGGCUCUUGGGUUCGGGAUAAGAUUUUUGCUCAUUUUAAUUUUUUUAAAUAGCUUACUGUAAUGUGGACUAUUUUAUGGUGUUAUUUUAUGCUCUUUUCUGCAUUACAUAUUUUCACUUUUAAUUUCUUCUUGUCUAAAUAAAUGCCCAAGUGUACCAGACCAAUCUUUUUUUAGUUAACAUUUUCUGACGAUUCUCGGUGAUUGAUAAGAGUAAUUUUGUCCGUUCUGGUUUGCCAUACACUGUUUCUUCAUUCCUUAGAGAGUGUGGGGGGUGUUAACUCUAGAUGGUUCUAUGACAUCACUUCCUCAUGUAUAAACUGGUUUACUGAGUCCUGGUGGAUCUUCCUAAGUGCACAGUCACCUUGUAAAUAAAUCUCUGGUUUUCGGUUUUCACUUUCUACUGCUGUUAGUAGUAGCUUCUUAGGCCACAGUUUGAUCUUCAGAGCACCCCAAGUCAGAGAUGAUGAACCACACUUCCCAGAGCUACUGCCUUCAGCAGCACAUUUUAUACAUGCGUGUUGUGGGAGCUCACUGACACCCAGACCCUCCACCCUCACCCCUCUACAUGUCAGCAGUCUGGAGCGGGCUAAUCAGUUUUAUAAUGUUUUCUACCCCACACCCUACACCCAUCCUCUAACUUUUAGUACUGGUUUUCUUUGUUUGAAGAAAUGAAUAGUCAUUUUGCAGAGUUGUGUGAAAUUUGAGCGGUUGUAUACAUUUUGCCAGAAUGAUGACAAAUUACAUCCUUUGUUAAUAAGAGGAGAUGACUUAAAUCUCUGUUCAAAUUAUAAAUAAAUUUUAAUUACGGAAGAAUCUUCACGUGAAUUGCAGGUAUUUAUUUUGAACCUUAUCUAAACGUCUUGCACAGAUUCUGUUCAAUUAUCUACAAUGUAUAAAUGAUCAUAUUAAAGAACCUAGAAUACAUUUGGGACCUAUACUGUAAGGUAAAAUAACUGUAAUAACUGUUCUUUCUCAAUGAUCUGGUGUGUUUGUCAUGAACCUGGAUCACUUGCAUCUCCUCUGUCUGCGUGACUCCAUUUUGUGUGUAAAUAUUCUUUCUUCCAGUAGUGUGGACCAGACUCUUACUGAUAGGACAACAGUCAAUAGCUUCUGUUCUCUGCUCUCAAGGUAUUACCUGAUGUGUAACACUUGUGUUCCCACCACCUUUUAGGUUACAAACUGAAUCAUUUCAAUGGGUUCAUGUUAGCCUUUUGUAAAUCAUUAAUAAAUACAGAUUUUACAACA